Molecule: messenger RNA, 456 nt
Organism: Aureococcus anophagefferens
Lineage: Eukaryota; Pelagophyceae; Pelagomonadales; Pelagomonadaceae
Exons: 1
Coding region: 1-456 (151 amino acids)
Source: RefSeq, a predicted model, not a curated record
AUGCGCGCGGACGCGGGCUGGCUCGCGGACGCGCCGGCGCCGGGCGUCACCCUCGAGGGCUCCGCGGUGGUCGUCAAGGAGUGCCUCGACUGGGGCGGGCUCAACGACAAGCUCGCGAUCGUCCCCCGGAAAUACGCCGCGCCGUGGAUGCGGCUCCUCGAGGCGUACUACGACGACGUCGCGGCGGACUACAAGAACAGCGAGCAGUUCCAGCUGCGCCUCGCCCACGCCUUCCACGUGCCCGUCCGCAAGGAGCCGACCGCGCUCGCGAUGCAGGACUUCUACUUCUGGCUCCCGGACGCGAGGGGCCGGCCGGGCUGCUUCCCCUGGAACUACGCGGGCCUCAAGCCCAACGGCCACUGCCUCUGCGUCGCCGACCGCGAGUGCGCCGCCGUCGGGGACCGCCUCUGCGCGGGGCAGCGGCCCCUGGGCAACGACGCGAGGCCCGGGGCGUAA